Aspergillus ruber CBS 135680 is the source of this 1584-nucleotide messenger RNA. RefSeq lists its product as uncharacterized. NCBI's taxonomy places the organism in Eukaryota, Fungi, Ascomycota, Eurotiomycetes, Eurotiales, Aspergillaceae. The transcript is spliced from 2 exons. Bases 1 to 1584 code for a protein of 527 amino acids. The record is from RefSeq and is a predicted model, not a curated record.
AUGUAUAUUCCUUCCCAUUUUCGAUGGUUGGAGGCCAGACAGGAUCCUCCGGCGGAUGCGAAGCAUGGAUCCAAUCGCCAGGAUAAUCUGGGUCCGGGAGAUAAAGAUCCAGGGAAGGAUGAUUCGGGUGGAAUAUCGGCGGGGACGACUGCUGCUAUUAUUGUCGCUGCAGUUGUCGUCUUCGCCAUCACUGUCGGCGUGACCAUUUUCUUUAUCCUCCGCACCCUCCGUCGAAUGAACUGUUCGCCCAAAUACCUCCCCGGAAAACGCCUCAAAGAUAAAUGGAAUCGAUGGAAUGCCGGGCGCUCAUAUGGCCAGUUGUCGAACGGAUCGUCGUCUAAUCAGGCCGGAGACACGGCAUACCACGGCUCGGGUCGUAGUGGUGGAUCGGAGAUGAACACGACCGAUAAUUCUACGAAUGGAGUUCGUCGUGAGACCUCUGUUCGAUCAGUGAUUACGCUGCCUCCGUACUCUGCGGCUCCCAAGCCAGAAGAACAGAUUAUCGCCCGCGAAGGUGAACGGGAGGGCAUGGAUGUUGUUGUAGAAUUUCCAGAGACCGCUGAGGAGGAGGAAGCGCGGAGAGAAGAACUUAUGGAAGGGCUGUACCAGAUCCGUGUGCAGCGGCGGCAGGAACAUGCUGAGCGUGAGGCUCGACGACAGGCACGUCGGGAAGCCCGGCAACGGGGCGAUUUUAUUCGUCUUGAGGAACUUCGCUUGCAGAGCACCAUCCGCGAUCGCAGUCGCUCGGAGGCUCGGGGGAACAGAGGAAACAAUAAUAGCCGCAACCAGUCGGCCACGACGCUCUUGGCAGAGUCCCAGUCGCGUGGUCGGGAUAGGCGAAUCGCCAGUGUGAGCUACGCUGCUUUGGGACGCGUGCGACAUGAUGGUUCGCGCCUGAGGAAUAAUUCGACAGAUUCUGACAAUCGCCCUCUGUUACAGGGCUCGGGGGAUGGGUUUACGGGUGAACUUGCGCAUUACCGUGGUGAAUCGUACUCGUCUCUUGUUUCGGGGUCGUCUGUUACUUCUGAUGGAGAUACGUUGACUCCUGUGGCGUCUCAGCGGCAGUCCAUGCAUUCCGCACGUUCUCGCUCGAAUAGCCGUCCCGAGUCGAUUCCAGAAGAGGAGCCGGAUACUACCGGUGCUCCGCCUCCUCCGGAAUACGAUUUCUUGGACUGGGGAGAAGCGCCUGCGUACUCAAGCCCCGUUGUAGCGCAGUUCGGCCUAGAUGCGCGAGGGAGCAGGAAUCUAACGGGAGAGGCUGGGCAGACCGCGGAUUCGAAUGAAAACGAGAGAAGAGAGGAACCGGACGAGACAGCACAAAGCAAUCAAAACAACGAGACGGAUCAAAGUACGGAGAGAAGUCGGCCUCCGCAACUGCCUCAGCUCUCCCUCCUACCUACUAUUCAGGUCGAUAUUGCUAGUCCGAUUGGUGAUUUGACGCCAACGACGCCGACCAUGCCUCGACCCAGAGAGGAGCAAGCAGAGCAAGCAGAACACGUUUCAGAACACCCUGCCGAGAAUUUCGCCGAGCAUUCUAGCAACAACGCCUCGGACACGACGGCGACUUCUCAUCAAAACUCUUGA